GGGCGAGUGGAGGAGGAGGCACCGUGGCCAGCGGCCCAGUACUGCGGAGUGAAGCCAGCGGGCCGGCGCCAGAGCCUAGCAGCCACCAGGGGCCGCAGGAAGCACCCCGGGGAGCGGCGGCGGCGCGGGAGCAGCACAGAACGGCAGCCAGUUCGGGCGGGCGUCAUCAUGGACAAGAAGUUGUUCACCAAGGAGCUGGACCAGUGGAUCAAGCAGCUGAACAAGCUCUCCAAGACCCAGGUCAAGAGCCUCUGCGAGAAAGCUAUAGAAAUCCUGACAAAGGAAUCCAACGUGCAAGAGGUUCGAUGUCCGGUCACUGUGUGUGGAGAUGUACAUGGGCAAUUUCAUGACCUCAUGGAACUCUUUAGAAUUGGUGGUAAAUCACCAGAUACAAAUUACUUGUUUAUGGGAGACUAUGUGGACAGAGGAUAUUACUCAGUUGAAACAGUUACACUGCUUGUAGUUCUUAAGGUUCGUUACUGUGAGCGUAUCACCAUACUCCAAGGGAAUCAUGAGAGCAGACAGAUCACACAGUUUUAUGGUUUCUAUGAUGAGUGUUUAAGGAAAUAUGGAAAUGCAAAUGUUUGGAAAUACUUCACAGACCUUUUUGACUACCUUCCUCUCACUGCCUUGGUGGAUGGGCAGAUCUUCUGUCUACAGGGCAGUCUGCCACCAUCCAUAGACACACUGGAUCACUUCCGAGCACUUGAUCGCUACAAUCAAGAAGUUCCUCAUGAGGGUCCAAUGUGUGACUUGUUGUGGUCAGAUCCAGACGACCGUGGCGACUGGGGGAUAUCUCCUCGAGGAGCUGGUUAUACCUUUGGCCAAGAUAUAUCUGAGACAUUUAAUCAUGCCAAUGGCCUCACGUUGGUGUCCAGAGCUCACCAGCUGGUAAUGGAGGGAUAUAACUGGUGCCAUGACCGGAAUGUAGUAACAAUUUUCAGUGCUCCAAACUAUUGCUAUCGUUGCGGUAACCAAGCUGCAAUCAUGGAACUUGACGACACUCUUAAGUAUUCUUUCUCGCAGUUUGAUCCAGCACCUCGUAGAGGGGAGCCAAAUGUCACUCGUCGUACCCCAGACUACUUCCUGUAAUGGAAAUUUAAACUUGUACAGUAUUGCCAUGAACCGUAUAUUGACCUAAUGGAAAUGGAAAGAGCAGCAGUAACUUCAAAGUGUCAGAAAAUAGUUAGCAUUCAAAAAACUUGUUUUUACACGGACCAAAAGAUGUGCCAUAUAAAAAUACAAAACCUCUUGUCAUCAACAGCCGUGACCACUUUAGAAUGAACCAGUUCAUUGCAUGCUGACGCGACAUUGUUGGUCAAGAAUCCAGUUUCUGGCAUAGUGCUAUUUGUAGUUACUUUUGCUUUCUUGAGAGACUGCAGAAAUAGGAUGUAAACAUUAACACCCGUGAGUCCAGUUGACUUCCACUUAGCUGUAGCUUACUCAGCAUGACUGUAGAUGAGGAUAGCAAACAAUCAUUGGAGCUUAAUGAACAUUUUUAAGUAAGUACCAAGGCCUCCCCUCUUGUUUUGUUUCUUUUCAGGGAUACCAUUUAAUUUAAUUAUAUGAUUUGUCUGCACUCGGUUUAUUCCCUUCUCCAAUCUCAGCCCCACGUUGUUCUUUGUUAUUGUCAGAAACCCUGUUGAGUUGUUUUGGAUAGAACUGUUUCCCCUCCUGUAAGAUGACGUCACUGCACAGUCACUGCAGUGUUUUCAUAAUAAACUUGAGAACGGAGA
Messenger RNA from Myodes glareolus (Bank vole), 1736 nucleotides. Its product is annotated as serine/threonine-protein phosphatase 2A catalytic subunit alpha isoform. Gene Ontology annotation, molecular function: protein serine/threonine phosphatase activity. The record is from RefSeq and is a predicted model, not a curated record. Lineage: Eukaryota; Metazoa; Chordata; Mammalia; Rodentia; Cricetidae.